Molecule: messenger RNA, 1119 nt
Organism: Didymosphaeria variabile
Lineage: Eukaryota; Fungi; Ascomycota; Dothideomycetes; Pleosporales; Didymosphaeriaceae
Exons: 2
Coding region: 1-1119 (372 amino acids)
Cellular component (GO): cytoplasm
Molecular function (GO): 2-oxoglutarate-dependent dioxygenase activity
Source: RefSeq, a predicted model, not a curated record
AUGCCUUCAGCAACCGAGGACAGUAACGAUACUUCAAAUGGCACCGCUUACUCCAGCAUCCCUACGUCUUGCCCUUCUUGCCCGACCCCACUGAGGUACUCCGGUUCCCUCGAUCAUCUACGUUAUUUCGAAAUCACUCCUAUCAUUGGCCGCGAGUAUCCCGAUGUGAAAGUCACCGAUAUACUAAAUGCUCCAAACGCCGAAGAGCAGAUCCGCGAUUUAGCAGUUAUCAUUUCUGAACGAGGCGUCGUUUUCUUCCGGGACCAGAAUGACCUUGACAUGGCCGACCAGAAGAAAUUUUGCGAUUUACUUGGAAAGCUGAGUGGAAGGCCUGAGGAGAAUGGGCUACAUGUGCAUCCGAUCUAUCGCGAUACAGGGAAUUUGACCUUGUCGGAUGGAACGACUGAUGAGAACAUAUAUGUCAUCAACUCCGAAGCCCAAAAGAAAAUCUACAAAACAAUGGCCCGACGCGCCCCCACGGAACCCCGAGAUCUCUCUCGCGAAUGGCACAGCGACAGCACCUUCGAAAAUGCACCCUCCGACUUCUCGUUCCUCAAAAUGGAAGAAACGCCUCCUCAUGGCGGCGACACGCUCUGGUGUUCCGGCUACGAAGUUUACGACCGCAUGUCACCUGCCUUCCGCAGCUACCUGGAAACGCUAACAGCAACUUGCGCGCAACCCGUCUUCAAAACUGCUGCAGAUGCUGGUGGAUAUGAAGUCAUGAGUCCCAGGGGGAGCCCGCUGAACGUUGGUGAUGAGUUUGCUCCCAGCCAUCCGGUGGUGCGGACGAACCGGAUUACAGGUUGGAAGGCUAUAUUUGCGGGUGUCGGAUUGCAUGUCACGAAGAUCAACGACGUUUAUAGCUACGAGGACCAGAUGAUCAGAGAGUAUGUGAUGAGGUUGAUCACGCGGAAUCACGACUGUAUUGCGAGGAUGAAGUGGACGAAGAAUGCGGCGGCGAUUUGGAACAAUAGUUGCGUUUGGCAUGCUGCCACGCCUGAUACACAUCUCGUUAAUGGCAACAGGACUGGUGUAAGGGCGUCCAGCAUUGGGGAGGUGCCAUACCUCGAUCCCGAUUCGAAAUCUAGGAGAGAAGCGCUUGACAUCCCUAUCAUUUGA